UCAUCGUUACGUCAUAUGCUUACAGUGUAUGAUACAUACAUUUUAAACAAAAUUGUGAACAACGAACAAACCAUUAUUAUCUUUAUUACGUUAUUUAAUUUUAUCUGACACAAUUGUCACAUAUCUUCGUUUAUAUACCUACACGUAUAAGACAUAAUAAUAAUCAGUAAACGACGCGUAGUUGUAUGGUUGUUUCUUGUUACGCAAAGUGAAAGCACAAUGGCGCCAACGAAAGUGAACAUCGAUUUGCAGAACGAGAGAAAUAAGUGUACUUUUAAUGUGGAAGAAUUAACUAAUUUCUUAGACGAGGGACCACAAAACACAAAAAAUAGAAGAGAACUCGAGAAGAAAAUACUGAGUAUAAAAGGUAUUCGAGAUGAGAUUCCCGAAGAAUACCUUAGUCAUAAGGAGAAAUACGAGAACGCAGUGCGAAAAUCUGUUUUAUUAUACAAAGCUAUAAAAGAUAAUAAUGACAAAAAUACGCCUCUCGAGGAAAAGAUCAGAGCCAGCUUUCGGAAUGUCAUAUCAAGUGCCAUAUUUAAAGAUAAUUCACCUUUCAUGCUCCACAACGCAAUGUUUUUGACAGCUAUUCUUGGCCAGGCUAAUGAUGAGCAGAGGGAGUAUUGGUUGAAAAGAGCCGAAAAUUAUGAGAUUUUGGGAACUUAUGCUCAGACAGAACUAGGUCACGGCACUUUUCUUCGUGGUUUAGAAACACAAGCAACGUAUGACUCCAAUACCGAAGAGUUCAUCCUGCACAGUCCUUCAAUAACAGCUUACAAAUGGUGGCCUGGUGGUUUGGCGCAUACAGCAAAUUACUGUAUGAUUAUGGCGCAGCUGUACAUUAAAGACAAAAAUUAUGGACUUCAACCAUUUAUGGUGCAAAUCAGAGAUGAAGAAACUCACAUGCCUCUGCCAGGCAUUCAUGUGGGAGAAAUUGGACCCAAGCUUGGUUUUAAUACUGUCAAUAAUGGUUUUCUUGGGUUCAAUCAUGCCAGGAUUCCAAGAAAUUGGAUGAUGAUGAAAAAUGCACAAGUGUUAAAGGAUGGUACAUUCAAAGCUUCUCCAAAUAGUAAGUUGGUUUACGGUACAAUGGUAUAUGUGCGCGUUACAAUCCUAAAUACUGCAUCUAUUUAUCUAGCCAAGGCAGUAACCAUUGCAAUACGCUAUGCAGCCAUCAGAAGACAAUCGCAAUUAAAAAAUGGGGAGCCUGAACCUCAAAUAUUGGACUAUGUGACCCAGCAACAUAAAUUAAUAAUAGCGAUUGCAACAGCUCACGCUUAUCAUUUCACUGUGCGAUGGCUUUGGGAUCUUUACGUCAAAGUUAACAAAGAACUUGGUCGAGGACAGUUGGAUAAUUUGCCUGAGAUGCAUUCAUUAGCUUGUGCACUGAAAGUCAUCAGUUCUGCGGACUGCACGGCGCUGAUAGAGAAGUGUCGUAUGGCGUGCGGUGGUCACGGUUACAUGUUGUCGUCUUGCCUUCCUUUCCUCUAUGGAGUCUCAACAGCUACCUGCACUUACGAAGGAGAAAAUACCGUGUUGCUAUUGCAGACUGCUAGAUCCUUGUUUAAAGCAUGGGGUCAAGCCCUAAAAGGUCAACCAUUAAGUCCCUCUAUGGCUUAUCUUGCUGAUAAAUCGCCGUCGUCGACAUUUGAUGGAACACUUGAUGGAAUAAUUAAAAGUUUCCAGGUUGUAGCUAAAGGUAAGCUAUCAGCAAGCGUGUCGUCUUUCGAACAGUACCUGGCAUCUGGACUGGAUCCAGAAGACGCCUGGAACAAAGCUUCCAUCCAAUUAACAAACGCAGCUGAGGCACACGCUAGAGUACUCGUUCUGACAGCUUACAAAACAGAAGUAGAAAGAAAAACUGUCACACUUUCACCACCAUUAAAAACAGUUUUACAUCAACUUCUGGAACUCUACUUCAUCUUCUGGACUUUGGAAAAGAUGGGAGAUUUAUUACUGUACACGAACUUAUCGGAGAAGGACGUUCGUGUGUUACAGAAGAGGUACGAAGAUCUUCUUGAGAAAAUUCGGCCCAACGCUGUCGGUCUGGUCGAUGGUUUCGAUUUCAGGGACGAGGUAUUGAAUUCAACCCUCGGUGCUUACGACGGUCGGGCUUAUGAGCGCCUCAUGGAGGAAGCUCAAAAAAGUCCUCUGAAUGCUGAACCCGUAAACGAAUCAUUCCACAAAUAUUUAAAACCUUUCCUACGAGGUAAAUUGUAAAAAUAUAUUUAAAAUUUUGUACAAUUAUUCAAGCAUAAUUGUAAUGAAGAUUAGAACUAAUUUUUCAUGUUGAAUUUUGAAUAUUAUUUGAUAAAGUUUUAUUACUACAAGUAUUAUACAAUUUGUUUGUUAUUUUCUCAGAGGGAUAGUUGUUAAUAUGUUUAUAGUUUUUUGACGAAUUAAAUAAAAUUGUUUAUUUUUAUUA
Melitaea cinxia (Glanville fritillary) is the source of this 2425-nucleotide messenger RNA. RefSeq names its product probable peroxisomal acyl-coenzyme A oxidase 1. Gene Ontology annotation, molecular function: fatty acid binding; acyl-CoA oxidase activity; FAD binding. Lineage: Eukaryota; Metazoa; Arthropoda; Insecta; Lepidoptera; Nymphalidae. Bases 220 to 2220 code for a protein of 666 amino acids. Gene Ontology annotation, cellular component: peroxisome. Gene Ontology annotation, biological process: fatty acid beta-oxidation using acyl-CoA oxidase; lipid homeostasis. The transcript is spliced from 13 exons. The record is from RefSeq and is a predicted model, not a curated record.